UGUGACGAUGCCAUGCAAAAGAUGGCAAAACAAAGCGCAGACUGAGGCGGGACACGGCUUCAUAGCAGCGUUUAAGGGGUCUUGGCCCGGUGUGUGUGACACGGACGUGCAAACAAACCCAUUAGAUGCCGGAGCCACAGCAGUGUGUCAUGAUACAUCCUGACGUGCCCAGAACCCGACUGGCCCGAUUUACGCCGCCUAUCGCCUCAUCUUGUUUUACGGGGACAACAUUGGGCUAUUUUUACGCACUUCCAGCAAAGCGCGACCCGGUCCGCUUCAGGGUCGUGCUGUGAAACGCAGCCUUGGGACUGGAGUUUGAAAUCGCGAAAACGCGAAAAACAACUUUGUUGGGAUUUUCAAACGGAGCGUGUUGUCGCCAUUGCAUCACUCCACGCGCUCCGGGAAGCGUCGCCUGACUUGCCCGACGCGUACACCGCACGCGCGCCUCCGGUGCGGCUGCAGACUCGCGGCUCGGCACGCGUGUGAGCGGCCGUCGCGGCGGCACCGGGCGUUUGGAGAAGGGGGGAAUGAAACGCGCCACGGCGGCGGCGCGCAGACGUUCACCCUUGAGCUCUCCGCGUUCGCGUUCGUCUGUGCGCAAUGGCACCGAGCGCUCCGGCUGCUCUGCACGGCGCCGGACGCGAUCCCCGGGCAACUUUUGACUCUGGACGGACGCUGCUUUGCCUCGAUGGCGUCUGAUGAUUUCCUGCGUGAGGAGCAGUAGCGGUGUCGUAAGUGUUCAGAUUCUUCACUCCCAUGUCACCGGGACGUCUCCAUGGCGACGUUUAGCAGCGCAGAGAGGCUCUGGAACGAGUCGGAGCUGUUCGGGCCGGACGAGGGGAACGGCAGCGCGGAGGCCUCGUGGCAGGACGAGGGGGAGAGGAACUACUACGCCAUGCUCUACUCCCUGCUCAUCCUGGCCAUCGUGUUUGGGAACGUGCUGGUGUGUCUGGCUGUGCUGAGGGAGCGCUCCCUCCAGACCACCACCAACUACCUGGUGGUCAGCCUGGCUGUGGCCGACCUGCUCGUGGCCUCGCUGGUCAUGCCCUGGGCCGUGUACCUGGAGGUGGUCGGCGGCGCCUGGCUCUUCAGCCGGCUCUACUGUAACAUCUUUGUCACGCUGGAUGUGAUGAUGUGCACUGCCAGUAUCCUCAACCUGUGCGCUAUCAGCAUCGACAGGUACACAGCAGUGGUGAUGCCUGUUUUGUACAACACCACGCACCGCUCCAGGAAGCGAGUUCUGGUGAUGAUUGCCACCGUGUGGGUCCUGGCUUUCGCCGUCUCCUGUCCCCUUCUGUUUGGCUUCAACACCACAGAUGACCCGAUGGUGUGCUCCAUCUCGAACCCGGACUUCGUCAUCUACUCCUCCGUGGUGUCCUUCUACCUGCCUUUCAUUGUCACGCUGCUGGUCUACAUCCGCAUCUAUGUCUUCCUCAGGAUGAGGCGGAAGAGGAUCUCCUUCGGCCAGCCCUGCAGAAAGGUCCAGCCAGGCUCCACCCCGCCAUCUGUGGAAACGUGUCUCCAAGAGGAAACUCCCAAGGCGAAGCAGGACCUUUCACCUAUACGGAUUAAAGUGCAGAGCGUGGAGCCUCUGGGUCCGUCCAAGCCCAGCCUGCUCUCAGGAUGCCUGUGGCGCAAGCACCCGAGGACGCGGCCGGCGGAGCACUCGGCGCUGCCCCCGGUGGACACGCAGAACUACUGCAGCAUCAGCCACGCGUCCUGCGGCCGCACCGAGCUGGACCCGGAGCAGCAGCCGGGGGAGGAGGGGGAGGAGGGGGAGGAGGAGGCAGCGGCGGCGGACAGCAACCAGGGCGAGGGUCCUCCCGUCAGGAUGGGCUGCGAGGUGAAGGACCUGUCCAACGGGCGAACGCACACGUCUCUGAGGCCGGCUCCUCACUCUCACACCAACAACCAGCGCUUCCGGAGCAUGCACGCCCGGGAGAAGAAGGCCACGCAGAUGCUGGCCAUCGUGCUGGGUGAGUACAGGACACAGGCGCCCACAGCGAAACUCACCAUAACGCCUAAUACAGGCCGUUUAAUGCACAUAAAGCAGCUGCCCCUGCAUCCCUCAAUGUGUGCUGCUCCCAGUGCCCUGCUCUGCAUUCUCCCCCGGCCGUGACGGCUCACUCCAUGCGCCCCCGCCGCCCCCCCCUUUUCUCCAGACUCACAGUAAAUCAAGCUGAAAUGUCGGCCUCGCGGACGCGCGCCCCGGCUCCUGACGCAGCGGCCGCAGCCAGCUUUCUGUGAGAUGGUCCAGUUACCUCUGGCACGGCGCAGGCCUCCCCGACGAAGACACAAUCAGCAGCGUCCGAUUAUAUUACAGAGGCGUCAGUGAAAGCGGAGAUGCCCUCAGCUCCGCCCACUUCCCACCUGCCUUUUAGCAAAAUCACUGUUUAAAGAGUGCGGUGAGCAAAAAUGUACAGAUUCAUCAUAUUGUUGGGUAUUAUUAUAAAUGUACAUGUUAUCAUUAUAAGCUAGUAUAAUGACAACUGUCCUUCAGUUGAUCAACAGUGAUGUAACACCAUUGUAAACGUUGAGCUUCAGAUAACACAUAAUGCUAGAAGAUGAAGGCUGCAGCCUAUUAUACUACAACAGCAGUACAGUAGUACUAUAUAUCAUGAGGCAGUAUCUGGACGCGAGGCUCCUGAACCUUGGACUGAUCUAUUUAGAUCUAUUAUCCAGGAUGCGUUCAUAUUUACUGCGUAGCUUGGUUAACUGACCUUUUCACACCUCCUGUACUCGCGUCGUGGCCUCAACCCUCAUUAACCGUGGCUUCGGUUGAACACGUGACCCCUGGUUUUCCAUGCGCACACGUAGUUGUUGCUAAGCUCAGGCUGAACAGUUGCAGGUUUACUACACAUGAAGUAUGAUCCUUAUUAACACAUAAUGCUUUUUUUUUAUCUCCUGCCUCUUCCUCCCCCUCACAUUUACACUUUCAACACGUUUCGUUUCACAUUCUCCAUCUCCUUGCUCUACUUGCACUACAGCAGAAGGUAGGUGGUAGAAAAUAAAGAAAAUCCUCUGCUCUGUACAUUAAACCUUGAUGUCUGGUUUUGAAGGAUCUUCUGAUCAGACACUUUACCCCAGGAUCUGUACCUCACAAGGAUUCAAGUUCUUCAGCCAUGAAACUAACAACCUGACUUAAUGUUGAAGCGGCCCAAACUUGGAUCUUUGUAAGAAAACACCUGAGCUGCUUUGACCAAUCUGGCUCAAAAAGGACAUCUUUACCUCUGAUAUUCAAAUUACCAGCGACAAGAGAAGUCGUGAAGGCGGCUUGCGGCGUGAACAGGUCAGACCUCUGGAGCCUUAUUUCAUUUCAGAAAUAACCGGUUGUCGCCGUUCGAGUAAACGCUUGCCUCUUGAGUUUUUUUGUAUUCAUUCAAAUGUAAAGUCUUUUGCCUUCAUUGAACAUCAAGCACUGUAUUCUUUGACCAGAGCUCCAAUUUAGAAAACAUUUACAUCUUAACAACGGGAGACAGCGUUGGUGUUGGGAUAAUCGCAGACAUGGCCGAGCCGCCCGUGCCAUCUGUAGUCUGACUUCUCUCGUGAAAACCUCAGACAUUGUGAAACAUUGCGCUUUCAGCAAACACUUCUAUCCAUCCAUCCAUCCAUUAACGCAAUAACAGACUGUGUAACGGACUACAUAAACUUCUGCUGUGAAAACACUGUUCCCACCAGGCGGGUUCGGUGUUUCACCAACAGCAAGCCAUGGGUCACCCCUGAUAUUAAAGCUCUGCUAAAGGAGAAGAAGAGAGCAUUUAAAUCAGGGGACAGGGAGGAGCUGAGGAGGGUGCAGAAGGAGCUGAGGAGGAAAAUCCGUGAGGGGAAGUCCAGCUACAGGAGGAAGAUGG
Betta splendens (Siamese fighting fish) is the source of this 3851-nucleotide messenger RNA. Its product is annotated as D(2)-like dopamine receptor. The transcript has 7 exons. Gene Ontology annotation, biological process: adenylate cyclase-activating adrenergic receptor signaling pathway. NCBI's taxonomy places the organism in Eukaryota, Metazoa, Chordata, Actinopteri, Anabantiformes, Osphronemidae. Gene Ontology annotation, cellular component: membrane. Gene Ontology annotation, molecular function: dopamine neurotransmitter receptor activity, coupled via Gi/Go; G protein-coupled receptor activity. The record is from RefSeq and is a predicted model, not a curated record. The coding region runs from base 776 to 2119 and encodes 447 amino acids.